GACAGCCCCUAAGGCUGGGCUGGAGCAGGGUGGGAGCAGAGGAGCGCCAAGGAACAGGGCUGCGGUGUAGCCAAGGUUCCUGUGGAGGAGAAAGUCCCCAGAGCUGCAGGGGGAAUUAAAGGCCGGAGGAGCUGCCAGCAGGAAGGUGCUGUGAGGUGCCGGGUGCUGCUGAAGCCAUGUGGAUGAUCGUGGGGCUGGCCCUCCUGGGCCUCGCGGCGGCCGUGCCCUCGGAGGACAGGAAGCUGAGCGACAAGGCCACCACGCUGGCCGAGCGCAGCACCACGCUGGCCUUCAACCUCUACCACGCCAUGGCCAAAGACAAGGACAUGGAGAACAUCCUGCUGUCCCCCGUGGUGGUGGCCUCGUCCCUGGGGCUGGUGUCGCUGGGGGGCAAGGCCACAACGGCGUCGCAGGCCAAGGCGGUGCUGAGCGCGGACAAGCUGAACGACGAGUACGUGCACAGCGGGCUGGCCGAGCUGCUCAGCGAGGUCAGCAACAGCACCGCCCGCAACGUCACCUGGAAGAUCGGCAACCGCCUCUACGGGCCCGCCUCCAUCACCUUCACCGAGGACUUCGUCAAGAACAGCAAGAAGCACUACAACUACGAGCACUCCAAGAUCAACUUCCGAGACAAGAGGAGCGCCCUCAAGUCCAUCAACGAGUGGGCAGCACAGACCACGGAUGGGAAACUCCCAGAGGUCACCAAAGAUGUGGAGAAAACUGAUGGGGCCCUGAUCGUCAAUGCCAUGUUCUUCAAGCCUCACUGGGAUGAGAAGUUCCAUCAUAAGAUGGUGGACAACCGUGGCUUCAUGGUGACCCGUUCCUACACCGUAGGCGUGCCCAUGAUGCACCGCACAGGUCUCUACAAUUACUACGAUGAUGAGGCAGAGAAGCUCCAGGUGGUAGAGAUGCCACUGGCUCACAAGCUCUCCAGCAUGAUCUUCAUCAUGCCAAACCACGUGGAGCCUCUGGAGAGAGUGGAGAAACUGCUGAACAAGGAGCAGCUCAAGACAUGGACUAGCAAGAUGAAGAAGAGAUCAGUGGCCAUCUCGCUGCCAAAAGUGGUCCUGGAAGUCAGCCAUGACCUGCAGAAACACCUGGGUGGUCUGGGCCUGACAGAAGCCAUUGACAAAACCAAGGCUGACUUGUCCAAGAUCUCUGGCAAGAAAGACCUUUACCUGUCCAACGUGUUCCACGCCGCGGCUCUGGAGUGGGACACGGAAGGGAACCCCUACGACGCCGACAUCUACGGCCGAGAGGAGAUGAGGAACCCCAAACUCUUCUACGCUGACCACCCCUUCAUCUUCAUGAUCAAGGACACUAAAACCAACUCCAUCCUCUUCAUCGGCAGGCUCGUGAGGCCCAAAGGCGACAAGAUGCGCGACGAGUUGUAGUUGGGUUUGUUUUGGUUGGGUUGUUUUUUCCCAGAGCUUUGGUUUGUGUGUUUUUAGGGGGGCAUUUUGACAAACGGGAAACACUAUUUUGUAUCCUUCUCGAACCAUGGGUGCUAUUCAGACCAGGGUGCAUUGUGAGGAGAAACCAGCAUACACUUUACCUCACCCCACGAUCCAGAUUGCACAAACCCACCUCCAGCGAGGAGCAGGGGAGCCUGGCACCAGAGGGUCACCGGGAGUCAGCUGAGGUGGCCAGGUUGAAGCUGAGCUCCUCCCUGCACUGGUUAAGCCUCCUGCUCAGCUCCUUGCUGCUCCACCAGCCCUGCCAAGGCACCACCCUCCCAUCCCAAACGCUUCCACCCCACUGCACGCUUACCGCUGCCGCUUUUCUCCUGCUUGCGUGCCCCGUGGCACCGCUCUAGAGCUGGUCCUGCUUCUCUCUUCUCUCUCCAGGGGUGUGUAACAGAGCUUCAAGGGCCAGCUGUGCAGUCCAGCCCCUGCAGGGCCCUGGAGCAGGGCAGGAGGCAGCACAGGAGAAUGGAGAUUGUAUGGAAUUGUGUCCUUCUGUCCUGCAGCCUAACCCUGUGCUCUGCCCUCGAUGCUUCAAUCACAAGAGCUCCUUAGGGAGAGCAUCAAAGCCAAGAGCAGCUUGGAUCAACACUUCAUGGAGAACUAAGGGGCUUUGGGAUGUCAGGGAGAGCCCAAAGCACAGCCUGGGUUUCUAGAAAGAGUAACCUGUGGCUCCUUCAACACUCCACCCCUUGGGAUCACUGAGGGGGCAAGAGCUGUAAUGAAACAGGCAGUUGUACCAGGCAGAGAACUCACUUCUCUUGGAAAUGCUCUGCAUCAGCCUGUAGGGCUGGCAAAGACUCCAUUCCACUGCCAGGGCUCUCCCAGAGCUGGCUCCAGUCAGCUCCCUGUGGGGCUGACCCAAGGCACUCCUGGCUGGCUUCUCACAGGGAGGUGGGAUCACGUUCACCUCCACUUUCUUGCUUAAUUAAACACAAAGCUUUAAAGCUG
This is a messenger RNA of Melospiza georgiana, 2414 nucleotides long. RefSeq names its product serpin family H member 1 (gene SERPINH1). The record is from RefSeq and is a predicted model, not a curated record. Gene Ontology annotation, cellular component: endoplasmic reticulum. The transcript is spliced from 5 exons. Gene Ontology annotation, biological process: negative regulation of endopeptidase activity; collagen fibril organization. Gene Ontology annotation, molecular function: serine-type endopeptidase inhibitor activity; collagen binding. Lineage: Eukaryota; Metazoa; Chordata; Aves; Passeriformes; Passerellidae. The coding region runs from base 177 to 1394 and encodes 405 amino acids.